CUCUGCCUGCCUGUGCCUUUGGAUACACACAUAAAUACACAACCUCUCUCGGCCCGUCCCUCCCUCUCUCCCUCUCCUGCUCUUUCCCGGCCGUCUCCUCCUCCCUCUCUCCUCCUCUUUCCCCUCCUCUUUCCCUUCCCCCAGAGUUGCCGGAGGAGGCCGGAGCAAGCAGGCAGGCAGGCAGGCAGGCAGGCAGGCGCGGUGCUCCUGUUGUGUGCGCGCCUCUCUCUCUUUCUCUCUCUCUCUGGGCUGCCUCCUCUCGGCCCAGGCGCGCCGCAGCUGCCCAAGGAAGAGUCUCCCUUCCCUCCGCCCGGUGCGCAGCAGCCAUGAGCGGCGGCGAAGUGGUCUGCUCGGGCUGGCUCCGAAAGUCGCCGCCGGAGAAGAAGUUGAAACGCUACGCAUGGAAGAGGAGAUGGUUUGUGCUCCGCAGUGGUCGACUGACAGGGGAUCCAGAUGUGUUGGAAUACUACAAAAAUGACCAUGCCAAGAAACCAAUUCGUAUCAUUGACUUGAACUUGUGUCAACAAGUGGAUGCUGGAUUGACAUUUAACAAAAAAGAAUUUGAAAACAGCUAUAUUUUUGACAUCAACACAAUAGACAGAGUCUUCUACUUGGUUGCCGACAGUGAAGAGGAGAUGAAUAAGUGGGUUCAAUGUAUUUGUGAAAUCUGUGGGUUCAACGCUACUGAAGAAGAUGCUGUGAAGCUACCUGGCAGUUCUCUGCAGGCACCUGCCGAAUUGCCCUCGGCUGUCAACACUUCCCUGCCGUCUGUGCAAGCAGAACCAUCCCUACCUCCUCCAUACCAGCUAAUUAACAUCCCACCAUCAGAGUCUGCCUCAAGUCAAGAAGAUCCACAAGACUACCUGUUACUAAUUAACUGUCAGAGCAAGAAGCCUGAACCCACAAGGUCACAGUCUGACUCAGCAAAAACUGCCUCUUCAGAAACAGACUGCAAUGAUAAUGUGCCUUCCCAUAAAACAUCUGUACAGUCGCUGAACAAGCAUGCAGUGAAUGGGUUUUUUCAGCAGCAAAGUGUCUAUGACUCUCCCCCGCCGAGAGCUGCCUCCGUAUCUGUGGAUGGCAGCCUUUAUAAUUUGCCAAGGAGUUACUCGCAUGAUGUUUUACCGAAGCCAUCUCCUUCUGGGACUGAUGCAGAUGGAGAGCAACAUGUUUUCAGUGUUCCAUCUGCAGCAUCUUCUCUUGAUGCACAACUGAAGGCUUUCUCCAUUAGUUAUGACAUUCCCCCAACACCUGGAAGUACGUACCAGAUUCCACGAACUUUCCCGGAAGGAACAUUGGCUCAGAGUUCGAAGCUAGAGACUAUUCCAGAUGUCCCUCCACCUCGGCCACCAAAACCUCACCAUCCUUCAGACCGCUCACCUGUGGAGGUGUGCAGUAUCUCCCGCACUUCCUCAGACACCGAUAGCAGCUACUGCAUCCCUACUGGCGGAAUGCCCCCAUCGCGCAGCAACACAAUUUCCACCAUGGAUUUGAAUAUAUUUCGUAAAGAUAUGGGUUCUCAAGAUUGCUAUUUUAUUCCACGGACAUUUCCGAAUGACAGAUCAAGCUCAUUGGAAGGUUUUCAUAACCACUUUAAAAACAAAAGCCUAUUGACUGUGGGAAGCGUUUCAAGCGAAGAAUUGGAUGAAAAUUAUGUCCCCAUGAACCCAAACUCUCCACCGCGGCAGCAUUCUAGCAGUUUUACUGAACCUUUCCAGGAAAUGACGAACUAUGUGCCGAUGACUCCUGGCACUUUUGACUUUUCCCUGUUUGGAAUGCAAGUCCCCCCGCCAGCACACAUGGGGUUUAGGUCGAGUCCCAAGACCCCUCCCAGGCGGCCUGUCCCUGUUGCUGAAUGUGAACCACCACCAGUGGAUAGGAACCUCAAGCCAGACAGGAAAGGUCAGAGCCCUAAAAUUUUAAGACCUAAGCCACAUGGUUUAGAGCGAACAGAUUCCCAAACCAUAGGUGAAUUUACUACAAGAAGAAAGGUAAAACCAGCACCACUAGAAAUAAAACCUCUCCCUGAAUGGGAAGAAUUGCCAGCUCCAGUUAGAUCUCCAAUCACCAGAAGUUUUACACGAGAUUCCUCCAGGUUUCCUUUGUCUCCCCGACCAGAUUCAGUCCAUAGCACAACUUCCAGCAGUGAUUCACAUGACAGUGAAGAGAAUUAUGUACCCAUGAAUCCAAAUCAGUCCAGUGAUGAUCCAGUUCUGUUUGGGAGCAGCAGUCUCGAUGGGGGAAGCAGUCCUAUGGUAAAACCUAAAGAUAAGCAAGUGGAAUAUUUAGAUCUGGAUUUAGAUUCUGGAAAAUCUACCCCACCUCGCAAGAAAAAGAGCAGCGGUUCAGGCAGCAGUGUGGCAGAUGAAAGAGUGGAUUAUGUUGUAGUUGACCAGCAGAAAACACUAGCGCUGAAGAGUACACGGGAAGCUUGGACAGACGGGAGGCAAUCCACAGAAUCUGAAACGCCAAUUAAAAAUGUAAAAUGAAAAAAAAAAAGAA
Messenger RNA from Lacerta agilis (Sand lizard), 2502 nucleotides. RefSeq names its product GRB2 associated binding protein 1 (gene GAB1). The coding region runs from base 327 to 2489 and encodes 720 amino acids. Lineage: Eukaryota; Metazoa; Chordata; Lepidosauria; Squamata; Lacertidae. The transcript has 11 exons. The record is from RefSeq and is a predicted model, not a curated record.